AUGAGCGCGAAGUCGCUCGUCCAGCACGCCACCGCGGACGAGGACGAGGACAUCGACAGCGUGCCCCCGGAAAACGAUGAUGGCGGGGAAGACGAGGGCCUAUCGCGCACCGGAAGCGACCACGCCUCCAGCCCUAACGACGAUCCCUCCUCGGAUGUCUCCCACAAGAGCACAUCACCUAACGACGAGAUAUACAAGGUCCCCGCCACAAAAAGAGCAGCCCAAGUCGCCUUCGCCAUCGUAGCAUGCUGGUUUGCCGCCGGCAUCGUGUACGGCUUCGCAUCGCUCAAGCCCAUACUAAUCGCGGAGGGUGUGUACGAAGACCUCUGCCCACCGGACGCUAACGACCGCCAUAACAACAGCAACAGCAGCAACAACACCCGCGACGGCGACGCCGACGGCACCAGCGACAAGGUACCCUGCGCCGAGCAGGACGUGCGUCUGAACCUCUUCUUCAUCGUCGCCUCCAUCACGACCAACGUCUCCUCGCUCGCAGCGGGCUGGAUCCUCGACCGGUACGGGCGGCGCGUGUGCUACGUGAUCUCGGGCGCGGUCAUGAUCGCCGGGUGCGUGCUGAUGGGGCUCGCCUUCCGCAUCACCGCGUUCGACGCGUACCUCGUCGCCAACAUCCUGCUCAGCCUCGGCGGGUCCUUCGUCUUCGUGCCCAGCUUCCAGCUCGCCAACGCGUUCCCCCGGUGCUCCGGGCUGAUCGUCGCGCUCGUCACCGGCGCCUUCGACGGCUCCGCCGCCAUCUUCCUCUUCUACCGCCUCGCCUGGGAGGCCUCCGGCCGCACCUUCACCCCCCCGCGCUUCUUCUUCGGGUACUCCGUCGUCGGCGUACUGCUGCUCGUCGGCGAGUUCGCGCUCAUGCCGCCGCAUGCGUACCGCGCGGCGCCCGCGCACGAGUCGGCGGACCUGGCGGGCGCGAGGGCGAGCGUGAUCGAGCAGGUGCGCAGCGCCCGCGCUGAGAGGCGGCUGUCCAAGCUGGAGCUGAACGAGGAGCUGACGGGCGGCGACGGGGCCGAGGAGAGGCGGCAGAAGAUGGCCAGCGGGAUCUGGGGGGCCCUGCACGAGCUGCCGGCGCACCGGCAGAUGACGACGACGUGGUUCGUGCUGCUGCUGCUGCUCACGAUAGUGCAGAUGCUGCGCAUGAACUACUUCAUCGCCACGAUCCGCAACCAGUACCGGUACCUCCUCGGAUCGGAGCGGCUGGCCAAGAGCGUCAACCACUUCUUCGACAUAGCGCUACCUAUAGGCGGCGUCUUCGCCACGCCCUUCAUCGGCGUGCUGCUCAACAGUCUGAGCGUCGCAGCGGCGACCGCGGUACUAACACUGUUCACCGUGGUGGUCGGGGUGCUGAACUGCAUUCCCCAGCUAUGGGCCGGGUACGCGACCGUAGUAGCCUUCGUCAUGUUCCGACCUCUGUAUUACAGCGCGAUCAGCGAUUUCGCCAACAAGAUCUUCGGCUUCGCGACUUUCGGCCGCAUCUACGGCACCAUGACUUCCAUGUCGGGUCUCGUUAGCUUUGGACAAUGGGGACUCGACGCGCUGGUGCACGGCCCGCUGGAAGGAAACCCGACGCCCAUCAACGCCGUCAUGGCAGCAGUCGGCACGAUUCUUGGUGCGGCUUUAACUGCUUACAUUGUCUACCACAGCCGGGCCUUCAGGAGAAAGUUAGGGCAGACCCAAGCUGCCGGGUUGGUCCAGGAACGGUUGCACCUAAUUCGCGAGGAGAGGGAAGCGGAAGAAGCAACCUACGGCACUAUGCAUUAUUGA
This is a messenger RNA of Daldinia caldariorum, 1776 nucleotides long. Its product is annotated as putative MFS transporter. NCBI's taxonomy places the organism in Eukaryota, Fungi, Ascomycota, Sordariomycetes, Xylariales, Hypoxylaceae. The transcript is spliced from 2 exons. The record is from RefSeq and is a predicted model, not a curated record. Gene Ontology annotation, biological process: transmembrane transport. The coding region runs from base 1 to 1776 and encodes 591 amino acids. Gene Ontology annotation, cellular component: fungal-type vacuole membrane. Gene Ontology annotation, molecular function: transmembrane transporter activity.